Molecule: messenger RNA, 2688 nt
Organism: Brienomyrus brachyistius
Lineage: Eukaryota; Metazoa; Chordata; Actinopteri; Osteoglossiformes; Mormyridae
Gene: sdc2
Product: syndecan 2
Exons: 5
Coding region: 490-1098 (202 amino acids)
Biological process (GO): cell migration
Cellular component (GO): membrane; cell surface
Source: RefSeq, a predicted model, not a curated record
GUUCCCAGAUGGUCAGAAGACGCGUCAAUCAUUGUAGAAGCUUCUCCCUCGUUUGUCCUGUUAUUUCUCUUUUCUCCCCUUUGCGGCGAGUUUCAUUCGAUUUGCUGCAGGAUAUGAGAAAUGGCUCCGAAGUUAUAGCCUGCAGUAAGGGACCUCCUUCAAAGCCCUAAUAAUACCAAACGCAAGCUAAAAAAAUUACAAGGGAAAAUAGCUCCUGUGAAGCCACAGCUAGCGAGACGUAUGCAGAGGAAAAACUGAAACAAAAGUGCGUCCCUUUUAGCUGCAAAAGUGCGCGUAGGAAUAAUAAAGCAACACGUAUCCGGUGGGAUUCCAGUUGGAGAAAGAGAGGAGAGGAGAAAAGUGGGGGGCUGGAGGAAAGACUAGUGGAUAGAAACAAGUGAGACGCUAUAAGGGCAAAGAUUUGCUUUGCGUGGAGACCACAGAUUGUCGCAUUUUGUUUGUGCCCACUGCGCAUUUGUCAAAGGAAUUAUGAGGAGCACUUGGAUGAUCUAUACUCUCUGGUUGGCGGCCAUUCUUACCGGGGAAAGGAUAUUUGCCGUGGCGGAGUCGCCAGUCCCGGGGGACGACCUGUACCUGGACGACCAGCAGUCUGGAGACUACCCCGUAGACGACGAUGACUUCACGUCUGGCUCUGGCUCAGGCACCGGGGAAGUGACAGUGGAAGAAUCUGAGAAGACGCGUCUGAUCCCUGUCCUGAAGGCCCUGCCCACCCAGGACUCCACGAAGGAUUCCACACCCAGAGCAGAUGCGGCCACCUCCAGAGAGGCACCCAGAAACCCCGUGAGGACCGAGCCCCCAGCGCUGGUGACGGAUGAGCCCAAGAACAACGUCAGGACUUACCCCUCCCGCUCGCCCGGGGGACCGUUCGAAGUGCGGACCGAAAGCCUCUUCCAGCGGACUGAGGUGCUGGCAGCCGUUAUUGCUGGCGGGGUCAUCGGCUUUCUGUUUGCCAUCUUCCUCAUCCUCCUCUUGGUGUACCGCAUGAGGAAGAAGGACGAAGGGAGUUACGACCUGGGGGAGCGCAAGCCCUCUGGAGCAGCCUACCAGAAAGCCCCCACCAAGGAAUUCUACGCAUAACACCGCUACCCUCAAAGAACAACAGUAACCCCCCUGAAAAAAUAAUAAUCGCGAGCAGGAGAUCGACAUUCUGGUGUUGUUGGCAGUGACGAACUCGUUCAAAUAAGGUGAAAUUAUCGGGGAAAUAUUACGUAAAGGAAAGCUAUUACAUAGAGUAAUGUUACGAAGACUUUUUUUUCCUUUGUUUUUUUUUUAAUGCAAAGCCUAACCAGGCUUAUUUUAAAUCAAAUGCUAGUAUAUUUAAACGUUUUUGUGUAAUACAGGAACACAAGAGAGAGAACACAAGCGAAAUUUGUAAAAUGGAUAAAAUCGAUCCUUCAAAGAAGCAGUUUUUAGUCACUGACUACUUUUCAGCUAUAGCAGUAUGUAUUUGUAAAGAAAUUUUAAAGUGGAUAUAAUUGAAUAUAAUUAUUCUGCAUCCUAUUUUUCUUAUUGUCAUAGCAUGUCUGAAGUUGAUUUCAAAGGUGUAUUUCAUUAAUUUAUCUGUUUCCAGGUGUUAAUUGCCGUUCUGUAGUUGUCAUGAAGCUGCCGUGUCUUCACAUUAACUUGGAUAAUGUUCUGCUUUGUCUUUCGUUCCAACUUAGAAGGGUGAACAUUUCGCCAUUAUUGUCCCCCACCUUCCCCCGGUUGUUUUAUGUUGACGUAGUUUUAGGUCAUUACGCAGCGCAGCUCAUAUUUAAGGUGAUUAAGACUAGCUGCUGGAGGGCUCGCUUUGGGAGCAGGAAGUGACCCGUUCCUGCACACAGGUGACUUAGGGGUUUAUCUGUGACCGACGUGGUUACGGGCCGUGUGUCUGCAUUCGUGUGGUCUUCGUACACAUCCUGUCCGACACGUGGGUGCCUAUCCAACUGUGUCUCUAAAUUCCCGUCGGAUCGGACGGAGCUGUCAGUGACCCAGCCCCCCCCCUCCCCCCCCCCAGUAACUGACGUCGGCAUCUGCAUUCCGGACGUGUCGUUCGUUGGGAGAAUGUUCUCGUUUGGCCCUUUCGCUUCCGGAAUCUCGGUAGCUGCCCUUCUGGUUGCCCGUGCUAAUGAUCCCGAGGAAGAGGAGCUCAUCCCGCGCAGACCGUUGGCUUCGCGGCAGGUUUGCCAAUCGCUGCAGAGCGUGACCUGUGCCACUGAGUGACGCGGAGACCCUCCCGCCUGUCCCGGUGUGGAAAGCUUCUUAGGAUGAUCCAUUAAAUCCCCUCUCCCAGCUCUCCCUCAGCGCAUAAAGGGACAAGCAAGCCCAAAGAUGCCCAUUCUCUUAUCCUCCCUACAUAUGUCAAAGGUCAUGUAUGUGUGUUUUCCUUUUAUUUUGUCUGUUUUCAGUCUUAUUUUUAUUAGACCUGACCAUUGAGUCCAACUAGUAUAUGAAAGAAAAGUGUAUAAAUAUAUAUUCGCAAAUGUUUUUAGCCUUCAAAGUGCCUACCGUUCUGAGAUGUGCUCGUACCUGUGAGGGCUGGUAAGCGUGUCACCAACAUCACGGAGAGGGUGGAGGUUUUCCUAACAGCACACUUAUCUGUAAAGAUGACUAUUUUUAGUCUUACAAAAGCAGACAGUAUUGUACCUAUAAUUUCAAACACACUACUGAAUAAACAUUGUGGCCUAA